This is a messenger RNA of Nezara viridula (southern green stink bug), 245 nucleotides long. The record is from the annotation of a GenBank genome assembly. Lineage: Eukaryota; Metazoa; Arthropoda; Insecta; Hemiptera; Pentatomidae.
AGAGUUGGCAAUAUUAAUAAAUGUAUAUGUUUAAAGCGGCAAGAUGUUUAAAGGGUGAUACAAGGGCGGAAGGCUGCGGCUGUGGCUUCCGGACAGCUGGGUGGCCUUCGCCGCAAGGACAGCGGCACCAUCUUCCUCAUCCCCCUCCGUCUGCAGCCAACAACACACCAGCGCACCACAACGCCAACAACGGCAAACUUCAGCAAGAUUGCACAAACAGAAUCAACAAAACACCUAAAAAAUGA